AUGUGUGCUUUCGGAGUUGAGUUUGAGAUUCGGCAACCAGUGGCAAGACAUCAUCACAAUUUGGUGUGGGACGACGUUGCAACAUCUUGCACCCAGUACUGUUACCGAACUAACGACAUGUUUAUCAUCGAGGUCCACGAACCGGAGUUGGCCCAGCAGGUAUCCCUGGCCCUGAGGGUCUCCGAGGAGUCGCAUCCAGAUGUCCGGGUGUCGGAGACCGUGGUCCCUCUGGACCGGGAGCAAGAGGACGACAGCUACAUGCAACUGUGCGCAGCGGUCUCCGAAGGUGUCUCCGUCAUAGUGGACCUCUCCUGGUCGCCUUGGGAACUACUAGAGACCCUAGUAGCCAGCACGGGUCUCCCAAUAGUACACACGGCUCUAGGCUCGCAACAGCUGAUCAGAGCCCUGGACGACUACUUGGAAACCAGGAACGCUACUGAUGCAGCACUUAUAAUGGAGACUGAGAGUGACGUGGACAGAACCUUGUACGAGCUGCUGGGCGCCUCCAACAUCCGCGUGUGGGUGCACGCGGGGCUGACCAGGGACUCCGCCCGCGCGCUCAAGACCAUGCGCCCUGAACCCAGCUUCUACGCGGUCGUGGGCGAAGGGGGCUUCGUUAUGGACACUUACAGGAGGGCUGUGAAAGAGAAGCUGGUUCGCCGCGACUACCGUUGGAACCUACUGUUCACUGACUACUCUUCAUCCACUGUAGACCAGACUGCUAUAGAACAGGCAGCCAUGGUGCUCCAUGUGGACCCUGCUGAGUGUUGCCGACUUACUGGACAGAGGGAGGACUGUUGCUCUGCUGAUAUGCAGAAAAAGCAGUACACACUCAACUCCCUGAUCCAGUACAUCAUGGAAACAUACUCCAAACUGGAGGUGGAGCUACCACAUGUCAGCGCUCGAGUGGAGUGCGAUGUCUUCGGGAGCACCAUGAAUGCGACCAGCGAAAGACUGUACCGACAGUUCGCUGACGACACCGACUUAAGCAACGAUACAACCUUCUACUGGGACGGGGAACGGUCAGGCCUGUAUCUCCGAUCUCGUUUCGUCCUGUCCACCAUCAAACCAGACGAGGGUCUGCAGACGGUAGCCAGCUGGUCUGCCGAUGAGGAGUAUAAGUUACUCCCUGGCGUUGAACUGGAGCCGAUUAAGCUGUUCUUUAGAGUUGGGACUGCUCCUGGAGUACCAUGGACUAUGCACAAAAUGGACCCUAACACUGGAGACUUAAUGUACAACGAAGAUGGACAGCCGAUAUACGAGGGAUACUGCAUAGAUCUCAUUGCUAAGUUGGCUGAGGCAAUGAACUUUGACUACGAAAUAGUGACUCCAAAAUCUGGUGGGUUCGGAAAGAAACUACCGAAUGGUACUUGGAAUGGCGUGGUGGGGGACCUUGUGAAAGGGGAAACUGACCUAGCAGUAGCAGCACUAACUAUGACAGCUGAAAGAGAAGAGGUUAUAGACUUCGUGGCGCCAUACUUCGACCAGACCGGCAUCCUGAUUGUGAUCCGCAAACCAAUCCGGAAGACCUCCCUCUUCAAAUUCAUGACGGUUCUUCGCACGGAAGUCUGGUUGAGCAUCGUGGCCGCGCUCGUCCUCACAGGGUUCAUGAUAUGGUUGCUGGAUAAGUACUCCCCGUACUCCGCGAGGAACAAUCCUGAGGCGUACCCGUACCCCUGCCGAGAAUUCACCUUGAAGGAGAGUUUUUGGUUCGCCCUCACAUCUUUCACUCCUCAAGGAGGAGGGGAGGCCCCGAAGGCCCUCUCUGGGAGGACCCUCGUAGCCGCUUACUGGCUGUUUGUCGUCCUAAUGCUGGCUACAUUCACUGCGAAUCUCGCUGCUUUCCUUACCGUCGAGAGGAUGCAGACCCCAGUGUCCUCCCUGGAGCAGCUGGCGAGGCAGUCUCGCAUCAACUACACGGUGGUGGAAGGCUCCUCCAUCCAUCAGUACUUCAUCAACAUGAAGUUUGCUGAAGACACUCUUUACAGGGUAUGGAAGGAGAUCACUUUGAACGCCACAUCCGACCAAGCGCAGUACCGCGUGUGGGACUACCCUAUAAGGGAACAGUAUGGCCACAUCCUGCUGGCUAUCAACGCUUCAGGUCCCGUCCCGGACGCCAAAACUGGGUUUCAACAAGUGAACGACCAUGCCGACGCAGAUUUUGCCUUCAUCCACGAUUCGGCUGAAAUCAGGUAUGAGGUAACCCGAAACUGCAACCUGACCGAAGUGGGUGACAUGUUCGCGGAGCAGCCCUACGCCAUAGCCGUGCAACAGGGCUCCCGGCUGCAGGAGAACCUCUCCCGGGCACUGUUGGAGCUGCAGAAGGAACGGUUCCUCGAGAUGCUGGCCAACAAAUAUUGGAAUGAAACGGCGAGACAAGCUUGUCCAGAUGCUGAUGAGUCCGAAGGCAUCACUUUGGAGAGUUUGGGAGGUGUUUUUAUAGCGACACUCUUCGGCCUGGGUUUAGCCAUGAUAACUUUAGCCUGGGAAGUGUUCUACUACAAGCGGAAAGAAAAAAACAAAGUUCAAACCAUAGACAUAGUACCCGAAAAGCAAGCCUUUGAAGAGCCUAAGAAAAAGGAGAAUAUAUUCAACAAUGUUGCCAGAUUACGGAAGAAGAAUAAAAAUAAGGGUAAAGGCGAUAAAGCUGGCAACACCAAUAGUGUAACCAUUGGGGAUAGCUUUAAACCGGUUGGGGAUAAGAUUUCUUAUAUUAGCGUCUUUCCUAAAGGGGACUAUAGGCCGUAGAAUUAGGUUCUUUGAGACAUUUAAAAGUAGAGUUGCGUGCACAUAAUUUAGUGCCUAUUUUCUUAAUGUUUUCUGUUUAAUUGGCAACACUUUGAAAUGUAACAAUCGCUUUGCAUAUUAGGUCACAUGAUUCACAAAGUUGUAAUCACUUUUAACGUUCUAGUAGUACUUAUUGAAUUAGAUGUAACUAUUCUCAUAAACACUUAUUCUAUAUGGCAACAUUUUGUCUAUUCACUCUGUGAUUCGAUUUACAUCUGUCAUCCCGUUCUUUUUCUACUUUCCGGUUAACAUGUUUGUCUGGUGAACGUUAAUACUGUAACGAAUCCAAAUGUAUAUUAGUAAUUAAUAAUUAAUCUGAAACUGUAAUCAGCAGAUAUUAUUUAUUGUGAAUGUAUUGUUGUGCCUCUGAACAUAAUUUGAGUAAUAACACAAAGAUCGCUGUCACACGAACCUCGUUGUUUUAAUAGUACUUAAGUAAAAUCUUCGUUUAUACGUAGAACAUUUAAUUAAAACAUUUUUAUAAUAAGUAAGUAAUUUGAAUAAACAUUAAAUAUAGUUACACUCCAAUCACCGCCUGAGGGAGUAGCGAUGUGGCCUGAGCUGGGAAUGAUGUGGCGGACCCAAUGAGGGACAAAAUUUCAAAAUUCCUCAAAAAUAAUACAGAUGGCAAUAUUACUAACUAUUUUUUUUAUAUUUCUUACUUUCUAAAAAGUUUUCUUUGGAAAUCAGCAUAUUCCAACCAAAGAGUAUAACUCAAGGAGAUUCGCCCAAUCCCAUCAAUCUCGAAUGGGAUGUCGUCAUGUUAUGCUUCGGGAUCGAUCUCGAAAAAUUAUACGAGAUCUCGCGAGAUUAGGAUUGCAUUGCCUAACUGUGGGUAAAAAUAUAAUACAAAUCUAUAUGUAUCACUGAAUAGCUCAUUAAAUAAAUAAAAAUCAA
Messenger RNA from Pectinophora gossypiella (pink bollworm), 3684 nucleotides. It is a transcript of the gene Ir8a, whose product is annotated as glutamate receptor ionotropic, kainate 2. Bases 1 to 2748 code for a protein of 915 amino acids. The transcript is spliced from 19 exons. Gene Ontology annotation, biological process: monoatomic ion transport; synaptic transmission, glutamatergic; modulation of chemical synaptic transmission. Gene Ontology annotation, molecular function: glutamate-gated receptor activity; transmitter-gated monoatomic ion channel activity involved in regulation of postsynaptic membrane potential. Gene Ontology annotation, cellular component: postsynaptic membrane; plasma membrane. Lineage: Eukaryota; Metazoa; Arthropoda; Insecta; Lepidoptera; Gelechiidae. The record is from RefSeq and is a predicted model, not a curated record.